GAGAGAGAGAGGCAAAAGAAUUGAGAGAGAGAGAGAGGGAAAUUAAUUGCGAGAGAGACAAAUUAAUAGAGACAAAUUAAUAUAGAGAGAGAACUGAAGAGAGCGAGAGAGAGACAAAUGAAUUGAGAGACAAAUGGAUAGAGUGAGACACACGAAUUCAUAGAGAGAUAGAGAGAACAAUUGAUAGAGAGACAAAUGGAUGGAGAGAGACCAAUGGUUACAGAGGGAGACAAAUGGAUAGAGAGCAAGGGAGAGAGACAUGGAUGGAGAGAGAGACAAAUUAAUCGAGAGAGACAGACAAUUGAAAAGAAAGAGAGACACAUGGAUGUAGAGAGAGGGAGCCAAAUGGGUGGAGAGAGAGACAAAUAUAUAUAGAGAGGGAGACAAAUGGAUGGAGAGAGAGACAAAUUAAUCGAGAGAGACAGACAAUUGAAAAGAAAGAGAGACACAUGGAUGUAGAGAGAGGGAGCCAAAUGGGUGGAGAGAGAGACAAAUAUAUAGAGAGAGAGACAAAUGGAUAGAGAGAGACAAAUGGAUGGAGAGAGAGACAAAUAUAUAGAGAGAGAGACAAAUGGAUAGAGAGAGACAAAUGGAUGGAGAGAGAGACAAAUAUAUAUAGAGAGAGACAAAUGGAUAGAGAGAGACAAGUGGAUGGAGAGAGAGACAAAUAUAUAGAGAGAGACAAUUGAAUGGAGAGAGCAGGAAACAAAUAGAUAGAGAGAGACAAAUGGAUGGACAGAGAGCCAAAUGAAUGGAGAGAGAGACACAUGGAUAGAGAGAGAGACACAAAUGAAUGGAGAAAGAGACAAAUUAAUGGAGAGAGAGAGACAAAUGAAUAGAGAGAGAGAGACAAAUGGAUGGAGAGAGAGAGACAAAUGGAUAUAUAGAGAGAGAGAAAAAUAAAUUGAGAGAGCAAGGCAAAUGAAUGGAGAGAGAGAGACAAACUGAUAGAGAGAGACAAACGGAUAGAGAGAGACAAAUGGAUAGAGACACAAAUAAAUAGAGAGAGCAAGGCAAAUGAAUGGAGAGACAGACAAAUGAAUAGAGAGAGACAAAUGGAUAGAGAGAGACAAAUGGAUAGAGAGAGACAAAUGGAUAGAGACACAAAUAAAUAGAGAGAGAGAGACAAAUAAAUAGAGAGAGAGGCAAAUGGAUGGAGAGAGAGGGGGAGACAAAUAAGUAGAGAGAGAGAGAGAGAGACAAAUUAAUAGAGAGAGAGAGACAAAUAAGUAGAGAGAGAGACAAAUGAAUAGAGAGAGACAAAUGGAUGGAGAAAGAGACAAAUAAGUAGAGAGAGAAAUGAAUAGAGAGACAAAUGGAUGGAGAGAGAGAGAGAGAAAUGAAUAGAGAGAGAGACAAAUGGAUGGAGAGAGAGACAAAUGGAUGAAGAGAGAGACAAAUGAAUAGAGAGAGACAAAUGGAUGGAGAGAGAGACAAAUGGAUGGAGAGAGAGACAAAUGGAUGGAGAGAGAGACAAAUGAAUAGAAAGAGACAAAUGGAUGGAGAGAGAGACCAAUGGAUGGAGAGAGAGACAUAUGAAUAGAAAGAGACAAAUGGAUGGAGAGAGAGACAAAUGGAUAGAAAGAGACAAAUGAAUAGAAAGAGACAAAUGGAUGGAGAGAGAGACAAAUGGAUAGAAAGAGACAAAUGGAUGGAGAGAGAGACCAAUGGAUGGAGAGAGAGACAAAUGAAUAGAAAGAGACAAAUGGAUGGAGAGAGAGACAAAUGGAUAGAAAUAGACAAAUGGAUGGAGAGAGAGACAAAUGGAUGGAGAGAGAGACAAAUGAAUAGAAAGAGACAAAUGGAUGGAGAGAGAGACAAAUGGAUAGAAAUAGACAAAUGGAUGGAGAGAGAGACACAUGGAUAGAGUGAGAGACAAAUGAAUGGAGAGAGAGAGAGACACGGAUAGAGAGAGAGACACAAAUGAAUGGAGAAAGAGACAAAUUAAUGGAGAGAGAGAGACAAAUGAAUAGAGAGAGAGACAAAUGGAUGGAGAGAGAGACAAAUGAAUAGAGAGAGAGACAAAUGGAUGGAGAGAGAGACAAAUGAAUAGGGAGAGAGAGACAAAUGGAUGGAGAGAGAGACAAAUUAAUAGAGAGAGAGACAAAUGAAUAGAGAGCGAGAGACAAAUGGAUAUAUAGAGAGAGAGAAAAAUAAAUUGAGAGAGCAAGGCAAAUGAAUGGAGAGAGAGAGACAAACUGAUAGAGACAAACGGAUAGAGAGAGACAAAUGGAUAGAGACACAAAUAAAUAGAGAGAGCAAGGCAAAUUAAUGGAGAGAGAGAGACAAACUGAUAGAGAGAGACAAACGGAUAGAGAGACAAAUGGAUAGAGACACAAAUAAAUAGAGAGAGCAAGGCAAAUGAAUGGAGAGAGAGAGACAAACUGAUAGAGACAAACGGAUAGAGAGAGACAAAUGGAUAGAGACACAAAUAAAUAGAGAGAGCAAGGCAAAUUAAUGGAGAGAGAGAGACAAACUGAUAGAGAGAGACAAACGGAUAGAGAGACAAAUGGAUAGAGACACAAAUAAAUAGAGAGAGCAAGGCAAAUGAAUGGAGAGAGAGAGACAAACUGAUAGAGAGAGACAAACGGAUAGAGAGAGACAAAUGGAUAGAGACACAAAUAAAUAGAGAGAGCAAGGCAAAUGAAUGGAGAGACAGACAAAUGAAUAGAGAGAGACAAAUUGAUAGAGAGAGACAAAUGGAUAGAGACACAAAUAAAUAGAGAGAGCAAGGCAAAUGAAUGGAGAGAGAGACAAACUGAUAGAGAGAGACAAAUGGAUAGAGACACAUGGAUAGAGACACAAAUAAAUAGAGAGAGCAAGGCAAAUGAAUGGAGAGAGAGACAAAUGGAUAGAGAGAGACAAAUGGAUAGAGAGAGACAAAUGGAUACACACAAAUAAAUAGAGAGAGAGAGACAAAUAAAUAGAGAGAGGCAAAUGGAUGGAGAGAGAGGGGGAGACAAAUAAGUAGAGAGAGAGAGAGAGACAAAUAAGUAGAGAGAGAGACAAAUGAAUAGAGAGAGACAAAUGGAUGGAGAAAGAGACAAAUAAGUAGAGAGAGAAAUUAAUAGAGAGACAAAUGGAUGGAGAGAGAGAGAGAAAUGAAUAGAGAGAGAGACAAAUGGAUGGAGAGAGAGACAAAUGGAUGGAGAGAGAGACAAAUGGAUGGAGAGAGACAAAUGGAUGGAGAGAGACAAAUGGAUGGAGAGAGAGACAAAUGGAUGGAGAGAGAGACAAAUGAAUAGAAAGAGACAAAUGGAUGGAGAGAGAGACCAAUGGAUGGAGAGAGAGACAAAUGAAUAGAAAGAGACAAAUGGAUGGAGAGAGAGACAAAUGGAUGGAGAGAGAGACAAAUGAAUAGAAAGAGACAAAUGGAUGGAGAGAGAUACAAAUGGAUGGAGAGAGAGACAAAUGGAUGGAGAGAGAGACAAAUGAAUAGAAAGAGACAAAUGGAUGGAGAGAGAGACCAAUGGAUGGAGAGAGAGACAAAUGAAUAGAAAGAGACAAAUGGAUGGAGAAAGAGACAAAUGAAUAGAAAGAGACAAAUGGAUGGAGAGAGAGACAAAUGGAUGGAGAGAGAGACAAAUGAAUAGAAAGAGACAAAUGGAUGGAGAGAGAGACAAAUGAAUAGAAAGAGACAAAUGGAUGGAGAGAGAGACCAAUGGAUGGAGAGAGAGACAAAUGAAUAGAAAGAGACAAAUGGAUGGAGAGAGAGACAAAUGAAUAGAAAGAGACAAAUGGAUGGAGAGAGAGACAAAUGAAUAGAAAGAGACAAAUGGAUGGAGAGAGAGACCAAUGGAUGGAGAGAGAGACAAAUGAAUAGAAAGAGACAAAUGGAUGGAGAGAGAGACCAAUGGAUGGAGAGAGAGACAAAUGAAUAGAAAGAGACAAAUGGAUGGAGAGAGAGACAAAUGGAUAGAAAUAGACAAAUGGAUGGAGAGAGAGACAAUGGAUGGAGAGAGACAAAUGGAUGGAGAGAGAGACCAAUGGAUGGAGAGAGAGACAAAUGAAUAGAAAGAGACAAAUGGAUGGAGAGAGAGACCAAUGGAUGGAGAGAGAGACAAAUGAAUAGAAAGAGACAAAUGGAUGGAGAGAGAGACCAAUGGAUGGAGAGAGAGACAAAUGAAUAGAAAGAGACAAAUGGAUGGAGAGAGAGACCAAUGGAUGGAGAGAGAGACAAAUGAAUAGAAAGAGACAAAUGGAUGGAGAGAGAGACAAAUGGAUAGAAAUAGACAAAUGGAUGGAGAGAGAGACAAUGGAUGGAGAGAGACAAAUGGAUGGAGAGAGAGACAAAUGGAUAGAAAUAGACAAAUGGAUGGAGAGAGAGACAAAUGGAUAGAAAUAGACAAAUGGAUAGAAAUAGACAAAUGGAUGGAGAGAGAGACAAUGGAUAGAGAGAGACAAAUGGAUGGAGAGAGAGACAAAUGGAUAGAAAUAGACAAAUGGAUAGAAAUAGACAAAUGGAUGGAGAGAGACAAAUGGAUGGAGAGAGACAAAUGGAUGGAGAGAGAGACAAUGGAUGGAGAGAGAGAUAAAUGGAUGGAGAGAGACAAAUGGAUGGAGAGAGACAAAUGGAUGGAGAGAGACAAAUGGAUGGAGAGAGACAAAUGGAUGGAGAGAGAGACAAAUGGAUGGAGAGAGACAAAUGGAUGGAGAGAGAGACAAUGGAUGGAGAGAGAUAAAUGGAUGGAGAGAGACAAAUGGAUGGAGAGAGACAAAUGGAUGGAGAGAGACAAAUGGAUAGAAAUAGACAAAUGGAUGGAGAGAGACAAAUGGAUGGAGAGAGAGAGACAAUGGAUGGAGAGAGAGACAAUGGAUGGAGAGAGAGACAAAUGGAUAGAAAUAGACAAAUGGAUGGAGAGAGACAAAUGGAUGGAGAGAGACAAAUGGAUGGAGAGAGAGACAAUGGAUGGAGAGAGAGACAAAUGGAUGGAGAGAGACAAAUGGAUGGAGAGAGAGACAAUGGAUGGAGAGAGACAAAUGGAUGGAGAGAGUGUCAAAUAUAUAGAGAGAGAGACAAAUGGAUAGAGAGAGACAAAUGGAUGGAGAGAGAGACAAAUAUAUAGAGAGAGAGAGACAAUUGAAUGGAGAGAGCGGGAGACAAAUAGAUAGAGAGAGACAAAUGGAUGGACAGAGACAAAUGAAUGGAGAGAGAGAGAGACACGGAUAGAGAGAGAGACACAAAUGAAUGGAGAAAGAGAGACAAAUUAAUGGAGAGAGAGAGAAAUGAAUAGAGAGCGAGACAAAUGGAUGGAGAGAGAGACAAAUUAAUAGAGAGAGAGACAAAUGAAUAGAGAGAGAGACAAAUGGAUGGAGAGAGAGACAAAUGAAUAGAGAGAGAGACAAAUGGAUGGAGAGAGAGACAAAUAAAUAGAGAGAGCAAGGCAAAUGAAUGAAUGGAGAGAGAAACAAAUGAAUAGAGAGAGACAAAUGGGUAGAGAGAGACAAAUGGAUAGAGACACAAAUAAAUAGAGAGAGCAAGGCAAAUGAAUGGAGAGAGAGACAAAUGAAUAGAGAGAGACAAAUGGAUAGAGAGAGACAAAUGGAUAGAGAGAGACAAAUGGAUAGAGACACAAAUAAAUAGAGAGAGAGAGACAAAUAAAUAGAGAGAGAGGGGGAGACAAAUAAGUAGAGAGCGAGAGAGAGAGACAAAUUAAUAGAGAGGGAGAGAGAGAGACAAAUAAGUAGAGAGAGGGACAAAUGAAUAGAGAGAGACAAAUGGAUGGAGAAAGAGACAAAUAAGUAGAGAGAGAAAUGAAUAGAGACAAAUGGAUGGAGAGAGAGAGAGAGAGACAAAUGAAUAGAGAGAGACAAAUGGAUGGAGAGAGAGAGAGAGAAAUGAAUAGAGAGAGACAAAUGGAUGGAGAGAGAGACAAAUGGAUGGAGAGAGAGACAAAUGAAUAGAAAGAGACAAAUGGAUGGAGAGAGAGACAAAUGGAUGGAGAGAGAGACAAAUGAAUAGAAAGAGACAAAUGAAUAGAAAGAGACAAAUGGAUGGAGAGAAACAAAUGGAUAGAGAGAGACAAAUGAAUAGAGAGAGAGACAAAUGGAUGGAGAGAGAGACAAAUGAAUAGAGAGAGAGACAAUGGAUGGAGAGAGAGACAAUGGAUGGAGAGAGAUACAAAUGAAUAGAGAGAGAGACAAAUGGAUGGAGAGAGAUACAAAUGAAUAGAGAGAGAGACAAAUGAAUAGAGAGAGAGACAAAUGGAUGGAGAGAGAGACAAAUGGAUGGAGAGAGAGACAAAUGGAUGGAGAGAGAGACAAAUGAAUAGAGAGACAAAUGAAUAGAGAGAGAGAGAAAUGAAUAGAGAGAGAGACAAAUGGAUGGAGAGAGAGACAAAUGAAUAGAGAGAGAGACAAUGUAUGGAGAGAGAGACAAAUGGAUGGAGAGAGAGACACGAAUAGAGAGAGACAAAUGAAUAUAGAGAGAGACAAAUGGAUGGAGAGAGAGACACAUGGAUGGAGAGAGAGACACGAAAAGAGAGACAUGGAUGGAGAGAGACAAAAAUAAUAGAGAGAGAGACAAAUGGAUGGAGAGAGACAAAUUAAUCGGGAGAGAGACAAAUGGAUGGAGAGAGAGACAAAUGGAUGGAGAGAGACAAAUGGAUGGAAAGGGAGAAUUUUUUUUUUGAGACACAAAUGGAUGGAGAGAGAGAAAUGAAUAGAUAGAGAUGAAAAUGGAUGGAGAGAGACCAUUGGAUGGAGAGAUACCAAUGGGUAGAGCGAGAGAGAAAUUAAUUGAGAGAGUGACCAAUGGAUGUAGAGAGAGUCCAUUGGAUGGAGAGAGAAUAAUGGCUAGAGAGAGAGAGAAAUUAAUGGAGGGAGAGAUCAAUGGUUGGAGAGUGAGCGUCGGAGUGAGGGAGGCUGGUGAGCGGGAUGGAGAGUUGGCGUGAGGGAGGGUCCAAAGGAAAAGGAGGGAGUGAGGGAGGGUAGAGAGUGUGUGGAACAUGGAGUGGGAGAGAGCAAUUAAAGCACAGAGGGAGGAGUGUGUGUGUUUGUUUGAGUACAACAGAGUGUCGCAGAGGCGGUACGGUUGCUCGAUCAGCUCAGUAGUUGUGAUGAUAGCUGUGGAUGAGUAGGUCUGUACUCUGCUGCUCUCUCCUAGUGAGGAGGUGAUCCAGCAUGGCUUCACAGUCAUAGUAGACAUGCGAGGCAGUAAAUGGGACAGUAUCAAAUCUCUACUGAAGAUCCUCCAGGAGUCGUUCCCCUGCUGUAUACACAUAGCGCUCAUCAUCAAACCAGACAACUUCUGGCAGAAACAACGCACCAACUUCGGCAGCUCCAAGUUUGAAUUUGAGACCACCAUGGUGUCGUUGGAGGGUCUAUCUAAGGUGGUUGACGCCUCCCAGCUGACCUCUGACUUCGAGGGAAGUCUAGAAUACAACCAUGACGAGUGGAUCGAGGUGCGGGUUGCGUUUGAGGAGUUUACGGGGCACGCGGGUCACAUGUUGUCGAGGCUGGAGGAGAUGCAGGAGGUGGUGGCGAGGAAAGACUUCCCCACGGACCUGGAUGGGGCGCGGCGCAUGAUAGAGGAACACGCCACGCUGAAGAAGAAGGUCAUCAAAGCUCCUAUAGAGGAACUGGAUACGGAGGGACAGAGGUUGCUGCAGCGUAUCCAGAGCAGUGAGUCGUACAGGAACUCUAACGCCAGCGGUGUGUGUAACGCUGACACCCAGGGGCUAGUGCCACGCGUCGCCACCCUGCUGGACAAACUCCACAGCACACGACAACACCUCCACCAGGCCUGGCACAUCAGGAAACUCCAGCUGGACCAGUGUUUCCAGCUCCGCCUCUUCGAACAGGAUGCUGAGAAGAUGUUUGAUUGGAUAAUGGCCAACAAGGGUCUGUUCCUGGCCGGCUACACCGAGAUCGGCAACAACCACCCACACGCCAUGGAGCUACAGACGCAGCACAACCACUUUGCUAUGAACUGCAUGAACGUGUAUGUGAACAUCAACAGGAUAAUGUCAGUGGGUAACAGGCUAUUGGAGUCUGGUCACUAUGCCUCGGUGCAGAUUAAACAGAUCUCAGGUCAGCUGGAAGUGGAGUGGAAAGCCUUCGCUGCGGCCCUGGACGAACGCAGCACACUGCUGGAGAUGUCUGCCGCCUUCCACCAGAAAUGUGACCAGUACAUGGGUAAUGUGGACUCGUGGUGUAAAGCGUGUGGAGAGGUGGAUCUACCCUCGGAGCUCCAGGACCUAGAGGAUGCUAUCCACCACCACCAGGGCCUCUACGAACACAUCACUGCUGCCUACUCAGAGGUCAGUCAGGACGGUAAGGCCCUAUUGGAUAAGCUCCAGCGCCCUCUGACCCCGGGGGGGGCUGAUUCGCUAACGGCCUCGGCCAACUACAGCAAGGCGGUGCACCAUGUGCUGGAUGUGAUACACGAGGUGCUGCACCACCAGAGACAACUGGAGAAUAUCUGGCAACACCGCAAAGUCCGCCUGCACCAGAGGCUCCAGCUGUGUGUGUUCCAGCAAGACGUACAGCAGGUUCUGGACUGGAUAGAGAACCACGGGGAGGCGUUCCUCAGUAAACACACAGGCGUUGGGAAGUCCCUCCAUCGAGCCAGAGCGCUACAGAAACGACACGAGGACUUCGAGGAGGUCGCCCAGAACACCUAUACUAAUGCUGACAAGCUGCUGGAGGCAGCAGAGCAGCUGGCCCAGACAGGAGAGUGUGACCCAGAGGAGAUCUACCAGGCAGCCCACCAGCUGGAGGACCGGAUCCAGGACUUUGUCAGGAGGGUGGAGCAACGCAAAGUCCUGCUGGACAUGUCUGUCGCCUUCCACACACAUGUCAAAGAGCUGUGGACGUGGCUGGAGGAGCUGCAGAAGGAGCUGUUAGAUGAUGUGUAUGCUGAGUCUGUGGAGGCGGUGCAGGAUCUGAUCAAACGCUUCAGCCAGCAGCAGCUGACCAUCCUGCAGGUCACUGUCAACGUCAUCAAGGAGGGAGAGGACCUCAUCCAGCAGCUCAGGGACUCUGCUAUCUCCAGUAACAAGACUCCCCACAACAGCUCCAUCAACCACAUAGAGAGUGUGUUACUGCAGCUGGACGAGGCCCAGGCUCAGAUGGAGGAGCUGUUUCAGGAGAGGAAGAUCAAACUAGAACUCUUCCUACAACUACGCAUCUUUGAAAGGGACGCCAUCGAUAUCAUCUCAGACCUGGAGUCGUGGAACGAGGAGUUGACUGUUCAGAUGAGUGAGUUUGAUACAGAGGACCUGACCCUGGCAGAACAGAGACUCCAGCACCACGCUGACAAGGCCCUGACCAUGAACAACCUGACCUUUGACGUCAUCCACCAGGGACAGGAACUGCUGCAGUACGUCAACGAAGUACAGGCCUCUGGUGUAGAGUUGCUGUGUGACAGGGAUGUGGACAUGGCUACUCGUGUUCAGGACCUGCUGGAGUUCCUCCAUGAGAAGCAGCAGGAGUUGGACCUAGCAGGCGAACAACACAGGAGACACCAGGAGCAGUGUGUACAGCUGAGACACCUACAGGCCGAAGUCAAACAGGUCCUGGGCUGGAUCCGUAAUGGGGAGUCUAUGCUGAAUGCUGGUCUGAUCACAGCCAGUUCUCUACAGGAAGCAGAACAGCUACAGAGAGAACACGAACAGUUCCAGCAUGCCAUCGAGAAAACCCACCAGAGUGCUCUGCAGGUGCAGCAGAAGGCUGAGGUGUUACUCCAGGCCAACCACUAUGACAUGGACCUAAUCAGAGACUGUGCUGAGAGUGUAGCGUCUCACUGGCAGCAGCUCAUGUUGAAGAUGGAGGACAGGCUGAAACUGGUCAACGCCUCUGUAGCCUUCUACAAGACCUCUGAACAGGUGUGCAGUGUGUUGGAGAGCCUGGAGCAGGAGUAUAAGAGGGAAGAGGACUGGUGUGGGGGGGCUGAUAAACUGGGUCCUAACUGUGAGUCAGACCACGUCACCCCCAUGAUCAGCAAACACCUGGAACAGAAAGAGGCCUUCCUCAAGGCAUGUACCCUGGCCAGACGUAAUGCUGAUGUGUUCCUGAAGUACAUGCACAGGAACAGUGUUAACAUGCCUGGGAUGCUCAGCCAUGUCAAAGCACCGGAACAACAGGUCAAGAACAUCCUGAAUGAGUUGUUACAGAGAGAGAACCGUGUUCUCCACUUCUGGACCAUGAGGAGACGACGGUUGGACCAGUGUCAGCAAUAUGUGGUGUUUGAACGCAGUGCCAAACAGGCUCUGGAGUGGAUCCACGACACGGGAGAGUUCUACCUGUCAACACACACCUCCACCGGCUCCAGUAUCCACCACACACAGGAGCUGCUGAAGGAGCACGAAGACUUCCACAUCACAGCCAGGCAAACAAAAGAGCGUGUGAAGCUGCUGAUCCAGCUAGCAGAUGGUUUCUGUGAUAAGGGCCAUAGUCACGCUGUGGAGAUAAAGAAGUGGGUGACGGUGGUGGACAAACACUACAGAGACUUCUCCCUGCGUAUGGACAAGUACCGGACCAGUCUGGAGAAGGCACUGGGCAUCUCAUCUGACUCUAACUCCAAGGCUAGUAAGGAUCUUCAGUUGGACAUGAUCCCGGCCACACCUCAAGGGUCAGAGGUCAAGCUGAGAGAUGCGGCUCACGAUCUCAACGAGGAGAAACGCAAGUCCGCUCGCAGGAAGGAGUUUAUCAUGGCUGAACUGAUUCAGACAGAGAAGACCUAUGUCAGAGACCUAAGGGAGUGUACGGAUACGUACCUGUGGGAGAUGACCAGUGGGGUAGAGGAGAUCCCUCCUGGCAUCGUCAACAAGGAACACAUCAUCUUUGGGAACAUGGUGGACCUCUAUGAGUUCCAUCACAAUAUCUUCCUCAAAGAGCUGGAGAAAUAUGAACAGCUACCAGAAGAUGUGGGCCACUGCUUCGUCACCUGGGCUGAUAAGUUCCAUAUGUAUGUGAACUACUGUAAGAACAAACCAGACUCCACCCAGCUCAUCCUAGAGCACGCCGGUCCCUACUUUGACGAGAUCCAGCAGCGGCACCGAUUAGCAAACUCCAUCUCUUCCUACCUGAUCAAGCCUGUUCAGCGAAUCACCAAGUACCAGCUCCUGCUCAAGGAGCUGCUGACAUGCUGUGAGGAGGGGAAAGGAGAGAUCAAGGAUGGACUGGAGGUCAUGCUCAGUGUCCCCAAGAGAGCCAACGACGCCAUGCACCUCUCAAUGCUGGAGGGUUUCGAUGAGAACAUUGAAUCUCAGGGAGAGCUGAUCCUGCAGGAGUCAUGCCAGGUAUGGGAUCCGAAGACUCUGAUCCGUAAGGGUCGCGAGCGGCACCUCUUCCUCUUCGAGAUGUCCCUCGUCUUCAGCAAGGAGGUCAAGGACUCCAACGGACGGAGCAAGUACAUGUACAAGAGCAAACUCUACACGUCAGAGUUGGGGGUAACAGAGCACGUUGAGGGAGACCCCUGUAAGUUUGCUCUGUGGGUGGGACGCACCCCAACCUCCGACAACAAGAUUGUACUCAAGCCAAGUCAGGGAUGCAAACAUGGAUCGAUGGCGUCGAGCAUUGAGAACAAGCAGGAUUGGAUCAAACACGUCAGGGAGGUGAUCCAGGAGCGAACCAUCCACCUGAGAGGAGCUCUGAAGGAACCCAUACACAUCCCUAAGUCUGCCACCGCCAAGCACCACAAGGGACACCGCAGGUACAGGGAUGGAGAGGACUUGGACAGCCAGGGUGAUGGCAGCAGCCAACCAGACACCAUCUCUAUCGCUUCACGCACCUCACAGAACACACUUGACAGCGACAAGCUGUCUGGUGGCUGUGAGCUGACCGUGGUGAUCCAUGACUUCAUGGCUGGUAACAGCAACGAGCUGACCGUCCGGAGAGGCCAGACUGUAGAGGUUCUGGAGAGGUGCCAUGACAAGCCUGACUGGUGUCUGGUGAGGACCACGGACCGCUCCCCUGCCCACGAGGGACUGGUACCCUGCGCCAUGCUCUGCAUCGCCCACUCACGCUCCUCCAUGGAGAUGGAGGGGAUAUUCAACCAUAAAGACACUCUAUCAGUCUGUAGUAAUGACUCCAUCAUGCCAGGCUCCUCUGCCACUCUGCAGCCGGGGCAUCAUGGCAUGGGCUCACAUACCUCGCCAGGGCCCAAACGACCUGGUAACACCCUGCGUAAGUGGCUGACCAGCCCAGUGCGUCGCCUGAGCAGUGGCAAGGCAGACGGGCACGUCAAAAAGCUGGCGCACAAACAGAAGAAGAACCGCGAGGUGAGGAAGAGUGGUGAGAUGACGGGCAGCGCCCAGAAAGACUCUGAUGACAGCGCCGCUACACCCCAGGAUGAGACUGUGGAGGAGAGGGUGCGUAACGAGGGGCUCUCCAGUGGGACCCUGUCCAAGUCCUCGUCCUCUGGGAUGCAGAGCUGUGGAGAGGAGGAAGGCGAGGAGGGUCCUGACUCUGUACCCCUACCGCCCCCCAUGGCCAUCCAGCAGCACAGCCUACUGCAGCCUGACACACAGGACGACAAGAGCUCCUCUCGUCUGUCCGUCCGUCCGUCCAGUUCUGAGACACCCAGUGCAGCAGAGCUGGUGAGCGCCAUCGAAGAACUGGUCAAGAGCAAGAUGGCUUUAGAGGACCGGCCCAGCUCUCUCUCAGUAGAACAGAGGGAUAGCAGCUCUCCCUCCUUCAACCCCUCCGACAACUCCCUUCUUUCAUCCUCCUCUCCCAUCGAUGAGAUGGAGGAGCGCAAGACUGGCUUCCUCAAGAGACGACAUUAUGUGUUGUUGGAGCUGGUGGAGACUGAGAGGGACUACGUCAGAGACCUGGGCGUGGUGGUGGGGGGCUAUAUGACGCGGAUGAAGGAGGAAGGGGUACCAGAUGAUAUGAAGGGGAAAGACAAGAUUGUCUUUGGAAACAUCCACCAGAUCUACGACUGGCACAGAGAUUUCUUCAUGGGAGAGUUAGAGAAGUGUCUGGAAGACCCUGACCGACUUGGGCCGCUGUUCGUCAAACAUGAGCGGAGGCUCCACAUGUACGUAGUGUACUGUCAGAACAAGCCUAAGUCAGAGCUCAUCGUAUCAGAGUACAUCGACACCUACUUCGAAGACCUGAAACAACGUCUAGGUCACCGUCUCCAGAUCACUGACCUCCUCAUCAAACCCGUCCAGAGAAUCAUGAAGUACCAACUACUGCUCAAGGACUUCCUCAAAUUCUCUAAAAAGGCAGGGUUGGAUUCAGUUGAGUUGGAGAAAGGUGUGGAGAUCAUGUGCAUCGUACCAAAGAGAUGCAACGAUAUGAUGAACGUGGGGCGGCUCCAAGGAUUUGACGGUAAGAUUGUGGCCCAAGGUCGUCUGCUGCUUCAGGAUACCUUCAUGGUAUCAGACCCCGAGGAGGGAGUAGGAAGGAUGAGGGAGAGAAGGGUCUUCCUCUUCGAACAGGUCGUCAUCUUCAGUGAACCACUGGACAAGAAGAGAGGAUUCUCCAUGCCUGGCUUCCUAUAUAAGAAGAGCAUCAAGGUCAGUUGUCUCGGGUUGGAGGACAGUGUGGACGGUGACCCCUGUAAGUUUGUGUUGACGUCUCGGGUGACCAAUAGCGGCAUAGAAUCCUUUGUCCUCCACUCCUCCCACCUGGGUGUCCGGCAGGUCUGGACCCUUCAGAUCAGCCAGAUACUGGAGAGCCAACGCAACUUCCUCAAUGCUCUGACCUCCCCUACAGAGUACCAGAGGAACCAUGUAGGGGCUAGCGACGGACCAUGUCUACCCAGCGGCGGAGCUCCGUCAGUGGGGAGCGUCAUGCCCAGUUUGGCCCCUGUUGGAGCUCUACAGGGUGUGCAUCUAUCUGGGCCCCUCGCUGUUGGUAGUCCUCUUGUUGGAGGUGCUCCCCAGGGUGGAGCUGGCUCAUCCAGGAGGCCCUCCAGGAUCCCCCAGCCCUCCCGCCUGCCCCAGCCCUUACGACACCCACACAACCCUGGGGCCACAGACUCAGAUGGCCCCAACAAGAUUUCAGGUUCCUCCCCUCGUCUCUUCCCUGCUCCCUCGCUCCCUCCCUCUGUCCCAGUGGACCCGCAGGACCUGGCUCCAGCAGGGGGAUGAGGGAGACCAGGGAGGCCCAUCAUGGGGUGAGGCUCCAGGGGGGAAGCCCCCAGGGCAAGCGCCCCAUCUUGGCCUCAAACGACCAGCCCCAUUCUGUCUCCCCUAUCCCCCGGGCCAGUGUGGCCCCCCUCCCUGUACCU
Messenger RNA from Oncorhynchus keta (chum salmon), 14185 nucleotides. Its product is annotated as triple functional domain protein-like. NCBI's taxonomy places the organism in Eukaryota, Metazoa, Chordata, Actinopteri, Salmoniformes, Salmonidae. The record is from RefSeq and is a predicted model, not a curated record. The transcript is spliced from 50 exons. Gene Ontology annotation, molecular function: protein binding; guanyl-nucleotide exchange factor activity. Bases 7146 to 14045 code for a protein of 2299 amino acids. Gene Ontology annotation, cellular component: cytoplasm.